AUGAUUGGACAAAAUCGUCAAAAUCUUGAUAAUACCUCCUUUAACGCCGAUGCAGCCAGGAUAUCUUCCUUGGAAAUUCAGCGUCGCUGGCCAGACAGUAAGGCCAAGAUCAGUUUCCGGAAUUAUCCAGUUCAGUAUGUCCUGCUGCCAAGUGCCAGGGGCGGAUACACGAGGCGUUAUGUCCACAAUCUGGGCAAAGCAGCUGCAGCACCGACCACUGAGCGCCCUUUGGUGCGGGUUUGGAACAGUUUUGUUAGGAGUGUGACCCCCUCUAUCAGUUUCCGCAACUUAACCAAUCCACUGGCCAACUUCUUUAACGAUGGCACUGCCAACAUUAUAGAGACCUCUCCCGUUGUGCUCCAGGCCUACGAUGACGAGCAAAACAGUCAUCAGGAAGAACCGUAUCCAGUGGUCCAGGAGAGUUCCAACAAACGCAGGCGAAAGCGACGCAAGCAACAGAAACGACGUCCCACUUUCGGUUCGGAAGAAUAUGGCGAUCCAUACAAUCCUUACGAUCCGUAUUUUACGCAAUCUCCACCAUUGUCUCCCGAACAACCCAUGUUCUUCUAUGACACGAACUCCGGUAACUACUACGGAGUCCAGCGCUAUAGUCCGCAGGAUUUCCAAGCCAAUUUUUUCAACAGUUUCCACGCCCAGGAUGAGGCCGAACCGGAGGUUGAGUCCCCCGCGGAACAGAUUCCGGUGCUGAGAAAACUCAGCACUCGGAAGGUAACCCUUCUGCGCCCAUUGCCCUUGUCAUCGGCUAAAGUUCAAUCCCAAUCGCAUUUGGCCGAAACCGUGCAGCCAGAACCAACCAAUAGCAACGAAGAGGUGGCGGAGGAGAGCGAUCUUAACGACAGCACCGCAACGAGCGAUGCACCGACUAGCGAAGACGACGGUGAAAUUGACUCCCAGUCACCACUCUCCGAGAGCAUGCGCAAUUCACUAGGAGCGUAUAUGCGCGACGAUCACCACACCCGCCAGCGUCAGAGGCAGUCCGGCAUUGAAGGAAGAGUCUUUGAUUCCUCCGCUAAAGUCUCUCCCCGCAACCAACAACGUCGCUAUUUUAGGCUGGGCGCCUGGUGAUCCGAUCUAAACUAUCUUGAAUAAACGCUGUGUGUACUGGAUGA
Molecule: messenger RNA, 1130 nt
Organism: Drosophila bipectinata
Lineage: Eukaryota; Metazoa; Arthropoda; Insecta; Diptera; Drosophilidae
Source: RefSeq, a predicted model, not a curated record